Messenger RNA from Phoenix dactylifera (date palm), 849 nucleotides. Its product is annotated as putative yippee-like protein Os10g0369500. The record is from RefSeq and is a predicted model, not a curated record. Lineage: Eukaryota; Viridiplantae; Streptophyta; Magnoliopsida; Arecales; Arecaceae.
CGGUCCUCUCAUCUCCUCUUUUUGCAACCGAAAGCUAGAGAGAGAUUCCUCCACGCUGCUUCUCUCCGUUUUCUUGACCAUCCCCCCACCCCAAAAAGGUCCCCUUGAUUCCGAUCCGAUCCUUCCUCUCCAAUGGCGAUUCGACGGGAAAUCUCCGGUCUCUUCGACUUCUCCUCCUCCGAUUGAGGUUUUCUGGGUGCCUGGUUGGUUCUUGGCGGAGACGGGGGCCGCUCUGGGGUCCCUGGUUGGAGGAGGAUCGGAGAUUUAGUGUUAGGGUUAGGGGGUUCCGGUUCUUGAGAGGUUGAUUGAGCCGUCCAUGGGGUUGCUCUUCGUGGAGUCGCUGCCUGGGCCGAAGGUCUUCAAGUGCAAGUGCUGCAAGGUUGAUUCGGCCUCGCACGAUGUCAUCAUCUCGAAGGACUUCAACGGGCGGUUUGGCCGGGCAUAUCUUUUCAAGAGCGUGGUGAACAUUUCCUUGGGCCCCAAUGAGGAUCGCCACCUCGUGACUGGAUUACACACUGUGAAUGAUAUCUACUGUAGCUGCUGCCAACAAAUUCUGGGUUGGAGAUAUGAGAAGGCAUAUGAUGAGAGUCAGAAAUACAAAGAAGGGAAGUACAUUCUAGAGAAAGCUAGGAUGUUGAAGGAGGGCUGGUGAUGCAUGAAUGGACUGGGCUAGGGGAACCAACCUAGAGGUGUAUCUGUGUGGUGGUAGAAAAUCCUGUCUGGGACUGUCAAAAAAUGAGUCCAGUCAUAGACAUCUUGGAACUGAUCACUAGAUUAGGAUGUCAAACUCAAAACAUUCUUGCGAACUUUGAAAUAAAAGAAAAACAAUUUGUUUGAUUAAUUGGCCAA